Pollicipes pollicipes is the source of this 501-nucleotide messenger RNA. RefSeq names its product cytochrome b-c1 complex subunit 6, mitochondrial. The record is from RefSeq and is a predicted model, not a curated record. Gene Ontology annotation, biological process: mitochondrial electron transport, ubiquinol to cytochrome c. Gene Ontology annotation, cellular component: respiratory chain complex III. The transcript has 3 exons. NCBI's taxonomy places the organism in Eukaryota, Metazoa, Arthropoda, Thecostraca, Pollicipedomorpha, Pollicipedidae. The coding region runs from base 44 to 319 and encodes 91 amino acids.
ACUUCCUUCUUGCUGCAGCGGGUGACGCACGGGGGACUGAACAAUGGGGAUCAACGAUGAUUUGAGGAACCGUGAGGAUCCAGAGGAGGAGCCAGCGGAGGAGGAGGAGGAGGAGGACCUCGUAGACCCCCAUGAGACCCUGCGUGAAGAGUGUCGCGGCCACGGCGACGCCACCCAGCUGAAGGCCAAGUUCGAUGAGUGCGAGGAGCGGGUCAACAGCCGAAGUAAAACGGAGGAGACCUGCGUGGAAGAGCUCCUGGACUACCUCCACGCUGUUGACCAUUGUGUCGCCGGCAAAAUUUUCACCACAAUGAAGUGACCUCUUCACUUGCCCUAGACAAUGCUGCAAAUGUUCUGUUGAGUGCGUAGUGACCGUGCCCCACAGUAAUUGUACUCUGCGAUUCUUUGGCUCGCAACUUGAUCAUAAGGCGGGUCUCAUACGGAUCGAAAUACACUGCUUGUCUGUGUGAGAAUGGAUACGAAUACACUGGGGAAAAUCAG